GGGGGUGUACGGAGGGAGGGGCUUUAAGAGAAAGAAAAAAGGGAAGGUGAAGGAGAAGAAUUCAUUAGACCAAGAGAAAAUACACCAGAAGGCUGCUGGAGAGAAGAUCUCAUUCAAGACGUGAGCAGAAACCAUUCAGACCGCCGUCAAACAGGGUGAAGAUGUUGCUGUGGUCACAGGUCACUUUCCUCCUUCUCCUCUGCGUGAUGGAGUCGGUUCGUGCCACAUCUGCCAGUCCUUCAUCGCUUCGGCCUCCCCUCACACGUGUUCGCAUUAUCGAGGUCGAGGACGACUACGAUGACGUGAAUUCAAAAACGACAAUCACGCCUCAGUUGCCCAGGGUCACCACCUCUGGUGUAAUAUGUGAUUAUGACCCCUGUGUGGUACAAACCACCCCCUGUGAAAAGAUUUCCGCCCAGACGGGUUGCCUCUGUCCUGGGCUGACGGGCCCGGAGGAGAGACCUGGGGCCCCGGAGCUCCGUGAGGUGAAGCUGGGCAGCUCCGGGGAAGUGCUUGUGCAUUGGUGCGCUCCCCGCUCCACCGUCACCCAUUAUGAAGUCACACUGAACGGCGGAAAAGAGCAGCUGAGUUUUGGAGAAAAUUUAAGGAAUGGUGCCAUACCCGGACUGAAAAUCGGGGAGACGGUGUGUGUGGCGGCCAGGAAUCAAGCUGGGCUCAGUGAAAAGUCCUGUGCCCGAUACGAGCCACCACAACCCGACCAAGUCGCCCUGAGCGCAGGGAUCAUCGCGGGGUCUGUCGGAUUCCUGCUGCUGCUUUCGGUGCUCGCCGUUGUACUAUGGAAACGAAGGACGUGUCGAAAGGGCGGGAUGGGAGAAGCCGAGGGCCUCGGCAAUCCUUCAUACACCAGUGAUGGAGCGCUGUGACCAGCAAACAGAUGCAAACAUUUCAAAAGCAUGGAGAGAAUGAAACAAGCUGCAAAAAGACUGAGAUUUGUACUGGUCAAAAGUUUGGAAUAAUUAUGUUUUUGAAAGAAGUCUUUUCUGCUCACCAAGGCUGCAUUUAUUUGGUCAAAAAUACAUUAAAAUUGUGAAAUAUUA
Megalobrama amblycephala (Wuchang bream) is the source of this 1058-nucleotide messenger RNA. Its product is annotated as leucine-rich repeat neuronal protein 4. Gene Ontology annotation, molecular function: protein binding. Lineage: Eukaryota; Metazoa; Chordata; Actinopteri; Cypriniformes; Xenocyprididae. The record is from RefSeq and is a predicted model, not a curated record. The transcript has 2 exons. The coding region runs from base 162 to 884 and encodes 240 amino acids.